This is a messenger RNA of Fulvia fulva, 618 nucleotides long. RefSeq lists its product as uncharacterized. The transcript has a single exon. Bases 1 to 618 code for a protein of 205 amino acids. The record is from RefSeq and is a predicted model, not a curated record. NCBI's taxonomy places the organism in Eukaryota, Fungi, Ascomycota, Dothideomycetes, Mycosphaerellales, Mycosphaerellaceae.
AUGUACAGAAACGGUCGCUUUGAUGUCUACGGCUGGGGUCCUCGCACCAAUGAGGCCCUGCGUGAUGGACCAAUCGUCUUCCCAGCAGCUGAUCAGCUCUACACCGACAUCGAGAACGUCGCUGCCCAGGCUGCUGCGAAGCGACAGUAUCUAUUUCAGCCUCACGGUAUCUCGCAGCCACAGGGGUUGGACUCGAUGCUUUCUGAUCUCGCAGACGACUUUGUUCGUCUCAGCGCCGAGGCGGUAUGGCACAUUGACGGUUACGACGAGAUGAAAGCUGCAACCAACCGGCCAGUGGAUAAGGGACAUGACGAGGACCAAGUCUUGCACGAAGAGCUCCACGACGCGAAUAUACACGAGGACGUGACCUGGGAACAGACGCUACUUUGCACUGACUUCCACUGCCCUCUCCUCACCUAUGUAUGCAACAGUCGUUCAGUGCAAGACAUCCUUUGGGCUUAUGGCCUCAACAAUGGCCAGCCAGGCACGGACACCAAACGCCUUCUCAGACACAUGUUCAUGAGUGUGGCGUCCCUUCAUUUUUGUGCAAACACUCUUGUGCUCUUGUGCUUAAGCUUCAAUUACCUGCUCAAGAGCCUGAACAAGGCGAAUAUGUAA